This is a messenger RNA of Spathaspora passalidarum NRRL Y-27907, 1026 nucleotides long. RefSeq lists its product as uncharacterized. The transcript has a single exon. Bases 35 to 820 code for a protein of 261 amino acids. NCBI's taxonomy places the organism in Eukaryota, Fungi, Ascomycota, Pichiomycetes, Serinales, Debaryomycetaceae. The record is from RefSeq and is a predicted model, not a curated record.
ACUAUUCUUCUUCUACUUCUAGGUAUCAGCAACAAUGGCACAUACUGCAAACGAAUUAAAGACUUACCAAGGGGUAACUAUAGUUACCUUGUUGUUUUCUAUUUAUGGUAACUUGGAUUAUUAUUACCACAGCAAGCAUAUUGCUACUCCAUUCACGGCUAGUUUCUGGAUGUUGUUUGCAUUUUGGGUGGUUCUUUAUCUUAAACAAAUUUUAUUCACCCUCUUCACAUUUGUCCAAGACGAUGACAGAUUAAGAACUAUUCUCGAUUUAGGCUGGCAUUUCCCUGUUUUCAAUGUCUUGAUUUACUUUUGGGCAGAAUUGUUUAUUCACAAACACUACUUUUGGAGUGAAGUGGUUCUAAUUAUCAAUCUUUUCAAUGUGUCAUACUUGUACACCAAGCACAAGUCAUAUUCCAUCAAGCCAAUAACCCGCUUUGGUUUGAUUCAUGUUUCGGUGGCAGCAAUGCCAUUCAGUUGGUUGCUCUAUGCUGUAUUCUGGAAUGGAGCACUCAUGUUCCACGUCAGGGAAAAGCUUUGGACUAGAAUUUUAGCCAACAUUUUCAUUUGGAACUUUUUGGGUAUUGGAUCCUUGUUGGUCUACGCGUUCGACGACUGUGCAGUUGGGUUCAGUCUCUCUUAUUUGAUGUUCGCAUUGAUGGUUGGUCAAUUGACAAUUAAGGUGUUUGCACUCCAAUGGAUCUUUGCCCUUGCCAUUGCUGUAGUGUUGUUCCUUGUCAGUUCUGGUGCAUUGGUUAAUAGAUUGCGUGGAGAAUCAGGACAGCCACUGGAAGCUGCUCCAUUGUUGCCAGAGCAAGUUUAAUUUUAAUUUUUUGAUGCAUUGGUUUUGUUUAUUUUCUUGAUUAGCUCUUGUUUAAGUAAAUGUGGAUGUUGGUUAAGGACAAUUGAAUUGUAUAGCAAAAGUUGAGAGUGAUGGGCUAAUGACGAUAUAGUGUCUUUAUGAAUAUUUGUUAAAAAUUCCGUUGUAUCUGUAGUAUCUGGGUUUCCAAUAGAGCCAUACUUGGAUUU